UCUUUUAUUUGACUAGUUUGUCCCAUGUUCAGAUAUUAGAAAUGCUUCCGCUUUCAUUGCUCCGAACGGCGCAAAAUCAUCCUAUGCUGGUCGAACUCAAGAAUGGAGAAACAUAUAACGGUCAUCUCGUAUCCUGUGAUAAUUGGAUGAAUAUUAACCUAAGAGAGGUGAUCUGUACUAGCCGGGACGGAGAUAAGUUCUGGAGAAUGCCUGAGUGCUAUAUCCGUGGUUCAACUAUCAAAUAUCUCAGAAUUCCUGACGAGGUAAUUGAUCUGGUGAAAGAGGAUAUCACAACUAAAGGUGGAGGUCGAGGUGGAGGCAGAGGACGAGGAGGUUCAAACAGAGGUCGAGGAGGCGGUAGAGGAGCUUUUGGAGGUCGUGGAGGGAACCAAGGUGGUAGGGGAGGUGGAAGAGGUGGAGGAGGAGGCGGCCGAGGGGGUGGUGGAGGUGGAAGAGGAGGUGGAGGGGGAGACCGUGGUGGCAGGAAUUAAACAUAAGUUUUUUAUUUUCCUUUAUUGUAUUUUCAUUCUGUUUCAGACAAAAUGGGCUAGAGAGAUAAAAUAAUUAACAAAAUGAAUCUCUCUCCUGCGUUAUAAA
Eurytemora carolleeae is the source of this 597-nucleotide messenger RNA. Its product is annotated as U6 snRNA-associated Sm-like protein LSm4. The record is from RefSeq and is a predicted model, not a curated record. Gene Ontology annotation, biological process: P-body assembly; mRNA splicing, via spliceosome; spliceosomal snRNP assembly. NCBI's taxonomy places the organism in Eukaryota, Metazoa, Arthropoda, Copepoda, Calanoida, Temoridae. Bases 42 to 491 code for a protein of 149 amino acids. Gene Ontology annotation, cellular component: U6 snRNP; spliceosomal tri-snRNP complex; P-body. The transcript is spliced from 3 exons. Gene Ontology annotation, molecular function: U6 snRNA binding.